Pongo pygmaeus (Bornean orangutan) is the source of this 6933-nucleotide messenger RNA. RefSeq names its product IQ motif and Sec7 domain ArfGEF 3 (gene IQSEC3). Gene Ontology annotation, molecular function: guanyl-nucleotide exchange factor activity. The transcript has 14 exons. Lineage: Eukaryota; Metazoa; Chordata; Mammalia; Primates; Hominidae. Gene Ontology annotation, biological process: actin cytoskeleton organization; regulation of ARF protein signal transduction. Bases 113 to 3661 code for a protein of 1182 amino acids. The record is from RefSeq and is a predicted model, not a curated record.
UGGGCCUGUGGGAGAGGGAGGCGAGCCGACCACUGGGCUGCUGGGCUCCCGCGCCCUCGCGCUCCCCGCCGCCAGCCCAGGCUCAGGCAGGGCGCAGGCGGCGGCGGGCGGCAUGGAGAGCCUGCUGGAGAAUCCUGUGCGCGCCGUGCUCUACCUCAAGGAGCUCACGGCCAUCGUGCAGAACCAGCAGAGCCUCAUCCACACCCAGCGAGAGCGUAUCGACGAGCUGGAGCGGCGGCUGGACGAGCUGAGCGCUGAGAACCGCAGCCUGUGGGAGCACCAGCAGCUGCUGCAAGCCCAGCCUCCGCCCGGGCUCGUCCCCCCGUCAUCCGCCCCGCUGUCGGCCGCUCCGGCCACCGCUCCUGCCGCCGCCGCCAGGGCCCAGGAACCUUUCCAGGACAAGGGACAGCGCUCAGCAGCCGCGCCACAGCCCGCGCCCGAUCAGCCGCCGCUUCAGCACCACGGACAGCUCCUGGAGCAGCCCCAGCGUGGCCCUGGCAGCAGGGCUCACACACCCCAGUCGCCCCACAAGCAUCUGGGGACACAGGGGGCCGUGACUGACAAGGAGAAGGAGCGUCCCCCGAGUUGCUGCGCUGCUGCCGGAGCCCUCCUUCAGCACAAAUCCCCCUCCGCCCUCGGCAAGGGCGUCCUGAGCAGGAGACCUGAGAAUGAGACCGUGCUGCACCAGUUCUGCUGCCCAGCUGCCGACGCCGAACAGAAGCCCGCCUGCUCCGACCUGGCCUCCCAAAGCGAUGGCUCCUGCGCCCAGGCCAGUGGGGGCAUGGAGGACUCCGUGGUGGCAGCGGCGGCGGUGGCAGCCGGCAGACCCAGUGCCCAUGCCCCGAAGGCUCAAGCCCAGGAGCUGCAGGAGGAGGAGGAGCGGCCGGGGGCAGGGGCUGCCUCCCCAAGGGCUGGCCCCCAGCACGUGGCCUCCCCCGGCCGGCAGCAGCCUGCCCUGGCGACGGCGCUGUGCUCCCACGCCCCUGCCGCCUCCGAUUUCGAACUCUCCCUUGAUCUAAAGAAUAAACAGAUUGAAAUGCUAGAACAUAAGUACGGGGGUCACCUGGUGUCCCGGCGCGCCGCUUGCACCAUCCAAACCGCCUUCCGCCAAUACCAGCUCAGCAAGAACUUCGAGAAAAUCCGCAACUCGCUUCUGGAGAGCCGCUUUCCACGGCGGAUCUCCCUGCGCAAGGUGCGCUCACCCACGGCCGAGAGCCUGGCGGCCGAGAAAGCGCUCAUGGAGGGCUACGGCCUCAUGGGGCUGCCGCUGGUGCGCUCGCCCUCCCUGCCGCCCACCUUCGCGGGCACCCUCACCGAGCUGGAGGACUCCUUCACCGAGCAGGUGCAAUCCCUGGCCAAGUCCAUCGACGACGCGCUCAGCACUUGGAGCCUCAAGACCAUGUGCUCCCUGCAGGAGAGUGGCGCUUACCAGCUCCACCAGGCCCUGCAGGCGGCCGCGGGGCCCCCAGGCCUGGAGGCCGAGAGGCGGGAGCCGGAGAGCGCAGGCCCCGGGCCCGGGGAUGAGGCCGCGGAGACCCCCGGCCUGCCCCCCGGCCACAGCGGCACCCUCAUGAUGGCUUUCCGGGACGUCACGGUGCAGAUCGCCAACCAGAACAUAUCCGUCUCCUCCUCCACGGCUCUGUCGGUAGCCAACUGCCUGGGCGCUCAGACGGUCCAGGCCACCGCUGAGCCCGCGGCGGGCAAGGCCGAGCAGGGCGAGAGCUCUGGGCAGGAGGCCCCGGAAGCCCCCGCUGUGGGCCGGGAGGACUCACGCGCAGAGGCUGGGGCUGGCGGGGCGGCGGGGGAGGCCGCAGCCCCCAAAACAGAGGAGGAAGAGGAGGAGGAGGAGACGGCGCAGGUGGGGAAAGGGGCCGAGGCCGAGGCAGGCGACUUGGAGCAGCUGAGCAGCAGCAGCACGUCCACCAAGUCCGCCAAGUCGGGCUCGGAGGUGUCGGCCUCCGCCUCCAAGGAUGCCCUGCAGGCCAUGAUCCUGAGCCUGCCGCGCUACCACUGCGAGAACCCAGCCAGCUGCAAGUCGCCCACGCUCUCCACCGACACCCUGCGCAAGCGGCUCUACCGCAUCGGCCUCAACCUCUUCAACAUAAACCCAGACAAGGGCAUCCAGUUCCUGAUCUCACGUGGCUUCAUCCCCGACACCCCCACCGGUGUGGCCCAUUUCCUCCUCCAGCGAAAGGGCCUCAGCCGCCAGAUGAUUGGAGAGUUCCUGGGCAACAGCAAGAAGCAGUUCAACCGCGACGUGCUGGACUGCGUGGUGGAUGAGAUGGACUUCUCCAGCAUGGAGCUGGACGAGGCCCUGCGCAAGUUCCAGGCGCACAUCCGUGUGCAGGGGGAGGCCCAGAAGGUGGAGCGGCUCAUCGAGGCCUUCAGCCAGCGCUACUGCAUGUGCAACCCCGAAGUGGUGCAGCAGUUUCACAACCCCGACACCAUCUUCAUCCUCGCCUUCGCCAUCAUCCUCCUCAACACCGACAUGUACAGCCCCAACAUCAAGCCUGACCGGAAGAUGAUGCUGGAGGACUUCAUCCGAAACCUUCGAGGUGUGGACGAUGGCGCUGACAUCCCCAGGGAGCUGGUGGUAGGCAUCUAUGAGAGGAUACAGCAGAAGGAGCUGAAGUCCAAUGAGGACCACGUCACGUACGUCACCAAGGUGGAGAAGUCCAUUGUGGGCAUGAAAACAGUGCUGUCGGUGCCCCACCGCCGCUUGGUGUGCUGCAGCCGGCUCUUUGAGGUGACGGACGUGAACAAGCUGCAGAAGCAGGCAGCGCAUCAGAGGGAGGUGUUCCUCUUCAACGACCUGCUGGUGAUUCUCAAACUUUGCCCGAAGAAGAAGAGCUCCUCCACGUACACCUUCUGCAAGUCAGUUGGCCUGCUGGGCAUGCAGUUCCACCUCUUUGAGAACGAGUAUUACUCUCAUGGCAUCACACUGGUGACCCCGCUCUCGGGCUCCGAGAAGAAGCAGUUGCUGCAUUUCUGUGCCCUGGGCUCAGAUGAGAUGCAGAAGUUCGUGGAGGACCUGAAGGAGUCCAUUGCUGAGGUGACGGAGCUGGAGCAGAUCCGGAUAGAAUGGGAGCUGGAGAAGCAGCAGGGAACAAAGACACUCUCCUUCAAGCCCAGCGGAGCCCAGGGGGACCCCCAGUCAAAGCAAGGAUCGCCGACAGCCAAAAGGGAAGCUGCGCUCAGGGAGAGGCCGGCAGAGAGCACGGUGGAGGUGUCAAUUCACAACAGGCUUCAAACGUCCCAGCACAACUCCGGGCUGGGGGCCGAGAGGGGAGCGCCGGUGCCGCCGCCAGACCUGCAGCCUAGCCCCCUGAGACAGCAGCCCCCACCACUGCCGCCGCCGCCACCCACACCCCCGGGCACCCUGGUGCAGUGCCAGCAAAUCGUCAAGGUCAUUGUCCUGGACAAGCCCUGCCUGGCCCGCAUGGAGCCCCUGCUGAGCCAGGCUCUCUCCUGCUACACCUCGUCCUCCUCUGACUCCUGCAGCUCCACACCCCUGGGCGGCCCCGGCUCUCCGGUCAAGGUCAUCCACCAGCCUCCGCUGCCCCCGCCCCCACCCCCCUACAACCACCCUCACCAGUUCUGUCCGCCAGGCUCCCUGCUGCUCCGGAGCCGCUACUCCAGUGGUUCAAGGAGCCUGGUGUAGACUCUGCCCCGCUACCCUGCGGUCCCGGGAGGGCCGGCCACUGGGGGGCCUGGGCUGCCCCUCCACUGCUCCCCAUACCCCGGCACGACGCGUUCCUGGUCACUGAUCACCGUCAUCUUGGGAAGAGAAUCCCCAUCCCUGGCACCUGGGUUUGCCUCAUCCAACCAUCCUUCCCUUUCUCAGCUGCACCCCCUCUCCAGAUCUGAAGACACACCUCGCUCUCCCGGGGCCCUACACAGCCAGACCCGGCGAGGCCUCCUCUUCCCCUGGCCACCACUUUCCCCCAUUGGACCACGGACUGAAGAAAACUGGAGCUGAGGGUCUAACGAGCUUGCAGGCUUUGAGUCUGUUAGUGCCCGGGGGCCUUGGGCCAUGGGCAGCAGCACGAGGCUGGGCCGGCCGGCAGUGGAGCACUAGACAGAAGCGGCUGGCUCGCAGCCCGGAACUAGUGCUUCUGUGGCUGCGCUGAGGGGAGGAGGGUUGCUCCCACCCCCUGGAGGGACAGGUGGGAGGAGUGAGGAGGGGGCUUUUUCUGCCGUCCCCGCCCCCAAGCCUGGCACUCUCAGGAGGCUACUCCUUGGUCCCCAGGGACGUUGGCUGUCAUGACCAUGUCCUUCCCCCUCCUCCCAGGGCCUCUGCUUCCUCAGGAGCUGCCCAGACUCCAGAAAAGCUUGGAGAAAGGGAGGCGGGAAGGGGAGCACUUCUGGCUCUCUGUAGGUCAGUUCAACAGGGCCAUGGGAUUGCGAGGUCAUGUAUCUGCAAAAUGCACCUUUUUAAAGAGUGUCUUAGUUCUCCAGCCCCAGCUAAUACCCGGCCAAUGCCGUGUGCGCACAGGCAUGUGCACGCAAACCCGCAUGAGAACCAGGUCAUUCCUUCCCCUGUGGAGGCGGAAGUGGAGACGGGGCAGUGAUGUGCCCAGCAGAGAGGGGGCUCGGCCCGAGGCAGGGCUCCCUCCUGCAUGAGUCUGUGGCCGCCAGGAGGGACUUGGGUGCAGACAAGAAAAACAGGGGCUCCAGAGGCAUAUGCAUUUCCCCUGUGCCCCUCAGCCUUUAAAUAUUCCCUCCUCCUAGAAGGUUCUAGACACCCCCCUUCCGGCAGGGGUGCCCAAGAGUCCCUGGACCCUCAAAAUUGCAAAGGAGACCCAAGCGGGGCUCGCUGACCUCCCAGGGCCCAGCAAGAUGGGAUAGCCAGCCUUAGGUGGUCCCACGAGCCCAAGCCCGGGGAAGGGCCCCUCCCCAGCCAGAGGAGAGGCAGCCACCCCGCAGACCACAGGAGCCGUACCGUGGCCUGCGCAGUCAGGCCCUAUCAGGACGUGUCUGUCCCAAGCCUGGCCAGGCUCCGGUCCUGUGGCAGUAGCUCAUUGCUGUCCUGUGUGCAGGAGCCUGUGGUUAAGGCCUCCUGGGAGAGGCAGUGAACAUGAGUCAAAUGUGGCGUGGACUUGAAUGUCCCCACCCUUCCCCCGCCCCGCCCCACCUGCAGUAGCCGGGCCAGGUAGGAGGCAAGGAUCAUUCCCUGCUCUCGGAGGUUCCAGAUGACCUAGUUUCGUUUCGUGUGUGUGUGUGUGGUCACCCAGACGUCACUGUGAUAUCACCCAGUGAAUCUAUUUCUGGCCCUGUCUUUGUCGGCCCAGUUUCUGUAACUUGCAGCCAAUGUGCCCUCUCCCCUGUGGCUGCCAGCCCAUCUGCCCCUCUGUGUCCUUGCUGCCCUGGCCCUCUGUUUUCUGUAACAGAGAUGCUCCAGUCAUUGCCUUUCAGAGUGGAGCAGACGACAGAUGGGGUGCACACAUUCAGACACCUCUGAUGCCCUUAGCCAGUGCAGGGAUCGCCCUAAAAGUGAAGGCCUGGACAGGAGGAGUCAGGGACUUGGGAGGAGGCAGAGCUGUGGGGAUGGGAGUGGAGGAAUCAAAAUGAGGGAAGCUGAAAAUAGAAUGAAAACGAUGACUAAGAGGCAGGAGUGCGAGGUAUGGGGGAAUAGGAACUAUGAGCUAAAUAUACUUAUGGGGUGGGGGCUGUGGGGGCCAGGGACACCCUCCCAGACAGCCCUGGCCCGCCAGGCAGGACCCCGUCCCCUGCUCACACAGCUCUUCAAGCUUACAAAGUGCCCUCUCCCCUGCUGAGGGGCACGGCAACCCCAGGCCCUCCCUCCCACCUCAGCUGAAGCCCCGAUCUUCCAAAUUGGAACCAGCAAGUCUUAGGGCUGGCACACAUCUGGGCCUCUAUCUGAGAACCCGGACUCUUAGGCACCUCAGGGCCCCUGCCCCAGGGCAGAGGCCCACCCCCUGGGUUGGUGCAGUGGCUGCCCUGGGCCCCACGGGCAGCACAGGGAGUCUGUCCAGGAAGCAGCCCAGCCGGGGUCAGCAUCCCGUGGAGCCAGUCCUGAGCUGGGAGGGGCAUUUAACCCCUGAGGGCCUGGGGCAGGACACAGCUGGCCCUCCUCAUUGUCAGGGGAAGCAAAUGCCCAACAUCUGUAACCUCCCUUCCCUGCUCAGUCCCCAGGCCAAGGUUGGGAGCCCUCUCUGUCCCCGUCCCCAGAGCCUAGACCUCAAGGACCUAGGAAAAGCCUCCUGCUCCCUCCCCACGGCAGCAGACAGGGCAGGGCCUCCCCAUGGCAGCAGACAGGGCAGGGCCUCCAGCCCCCCAGAGGGCCAGUAGGGGAUGCUCUCAGGCCUUCCUGCUUUCCCAAGGUUGUGGGGACAGUAGAGUGCUGAGCCCCAGACCUAGUCACCCCAAGAUGGCCCCACUCUAUCCACUCUCUAGACCUUUGGGAAAUCUGGGUCCCUCUCCUGAUUUGAUCCAUUCGGCCCCAACUCCAGAGUCUGGAAUGGGAGAUGAAACUAGUUUUCCACCCACUUUUGGACAAAUCCCACCCCUAGAUCUGAAGCAAGCCCUGCCAGUAGCUUGUCCUGGAAGCCUGCCUGCCUGCCUGUCUGCACAGGUGUCUUGAUCCAGCACACACUGAUCAGCCCUGCGUCUUCGAGCCCCUGCGUCACCGGUCCCCACGGCCCGCCAGGAUUCUCUUUGUACCCACUAGGCUUCCCUGAUGACCAUCUGUCUGUCCGUCCCUGUGUCUGCUGUACAUACCUCCUGCUGCACCCUCUCCCCGCACACCCGUCACCCAUAAGAGAGAGAAACCUCUCUAGGGAAAGGCAGGGUGGCUGCACCCAGCAACUAAUCCAAAUGGCAAAUAUUUUGUAACAAAAUAGCCCAGAGGUAUUUUAUCUGUUCAAUUCAUAGAGUUUUAGAGAUUAUAUUGAAAGAUGUCACUUGAGCAAA